CGGGCCCAAGCCGCCUCCAUUGUUGGCGGCGCCCCCUACUCUCAGCGGCCGGGCUGCGGGCGUGCAGCAGAAGGGUCCGCAGGUGACUCCAGACCAAGGAGGAUGAGCCGUGGCCGCUGGAGGGCUACAGAUGGAGGGAAGCUGCACCUGUGGGGCUCCGGCUGGGGCUGCUGAGGAUGCAGAGGAGGGUGCUCAUGGAGUCAGUGGUUUGCCUGCCUCCCCUUCCAGAGAUGUUCAUAGGAUUAUUGAGGGAAUCAUCUUUUCUCCCUCACCAAGUUUGGACUUGAGUCAAAGUGGUCUGCAUCACAUGGGAGAGGUCUUCAAAAUCCCCAACCUUCAACAAUUACAUCUUCAGAGGAAUGCCCUCUGCGUGAUUCCUAGAGAUUUCUUCCAGCUGCUGCCAAACCUGACUUGGCUCGACCUCCGGUACAACAGAAUCAAGGCGCUUCCCUCUGGGAUUGGCUCUCACAAGCAUUUGAAAACUUUGCUUUUAGAAAGAAAUCCUAUCAAAGUGUUACCCGUGGAGCUGGGGAACGUGGCCACGCUGAAGGCACUGAACUUAAGACACUGCCCUCUGGAAUUCCCUCCUCAGCUCAUCGUGCAGAAAGGAGUGGUGGCCAUCCUGACCUUCCUGCGGAUCUGUGCGGUGGAGCACUCCUUCCCCAGAGAGUCAGCUGCUUCAGAGGCUCCACCAGUUAAGAAGCUGGACCCGAGUGAGCUUCCAGACCCCCAGCUGGAUUUGUCCCAGGACUGCCUGCCUCAUGAGAAAACCAGGAGCCCUUGGGACCUGAAGGCCACGCUGGGGGGACAGGAGGCGGACUUCUUCCCGCCCGUGGAAGGGCUCCACCUGAGUGAGUUCCGGAGGCCCCCCGACGCCACAGAGCACUGGGCAAGCGAGGAGGAGAUCAGGCGCUUCUGGAAGCUGAGACAGGAGAUCGUGGAGAACGAGAAGGCUGAGGUCCUGGAGCACCAGCUCCUGCCCAUCGAGCUGCCCCCAAAUCUCAAGGCAGCAUUAAGCAGUAAGGGGAAAGAGCACCUAAAGCCACGGAGCCUACUCAGGAGGAAGACUACCUCCUUCAAGAGCAUGUUACCCGACCUCUCGUUGCCGUACCAAUCGUCCCUUUACCAGACAGUGGCUCGAGUGAGAAGACUGGAGGAGAGCCGGGUCUUGGCCCUCAGGGACCUCCGGGAGAAGCAGGCUCUGGUGGAGCAGAGGAAAAGAGAAAAGAGAGCCCUGCAGGAGUGGAGGGAGCAGGCCCAGGUGAUGAGGAAGAGGCAGGAGACGCUCAGUCAGCUGCUGCCCCUGCAGAGGAGCAUGAUGGCAUCCAAGUACCCAUUCGCCAUGGAUCUGGUGGACAGUGGGAAAGCCCCACCCAGUCCAUCUGGAAGAAGGAGACUCAGCAAAGAGAGGACAUCACACACAAGUGAGAUCAGUGGCGGUGCCAGCCUGGAGGAGCUAGUGAAGCAUCAGGAGCGGCCAGUGCGGGCACGCUGCAGCUCCAGAGGCGUAGCACCACUGCCGGAGCCGAGGACCGCCACCCAGGACCUGGACUCUGCCAAGAAGCUGCAGGAGGAAGCCGUGACACUGAGACUGGACUCGAGCCCCAGCAGAGCUCUCUCAGGGGGCCUCGCUCACCCAUCAGCAUCACAGCCUCAGAAUAUAUUUUUUAACGGGAAAUAUUAA
Molecule: messenger RNA, 1684 nt
Organism: Urocitellus parryii (Arctic ground squirrel)
Lineage: Eukaryota; Metazoa; Chordata; Mammalia; Rodentia; Sciuridae
Gene: Lrrc27
Product: leucine rich repeat containing 27
Cellular component (GO): cytoplasm
Molecular function (GO): protein binding
Source: RefSeq, a predicted model, not a curated record